This is a messenger RNA of Microthlaspi erraticum, 528 nucleotides long. NCBI's taxonomy places the organism in Eukaryota, Viridiplantae, Streptophyta, Magnoliopsida, Brassicales, Brassicaceae. The record is from the annotation of a GenBank genome assembly.
AUGUGUGAUUUGAUCGCUCGUACGGGUCGGCUCCAGCAGCGGUACGAGAAUGGCUGCCGCCUCAUUGCUGGGUGCAUUCCAUUUAGGUAUAGAAACUCAGAAGAAACUGGCGAUUCUAACAGUGGGAAGGUUGUUGAAGUGCUAAUGAUCAGUUCGUCUAGUGGACCUGGACUUUUGUUUCCCAAGGGAGGGUGGGAAAAUGAUGAGACAGUCAGGGAGGCUGCAGCCAGGGAAGCUGUGGAAGAAGCAGGAGUUCGGGGGAUUUUAAUGGAUUUGUUGGGAGAAUAUGAGUUCAAGAGCAAGAGUCACCAAGACGAGUUUUGCCCAGAAGGUGUAUGUAAAGCGGCAAUGUACGCACUGUAUGUGAAGGAAGAGCUGGAGUCGUGGCCGGAGCAGGAAACGAGAAGUCGGACAUGGCUCACCAUUACUGAAGCUUUAGAGAAAUGUCGGCACGCAUGGAUGAAAUGUGCAUUGGAGGAUGGCUUUUGUAAAUGGCACCAGGACAAAGGACACCAGUUACUCCUAUAA